Dermochelys coriacea (leatherback sea turtle) is the source of this 2693-nucleotide messenger RNA. Its product is annotated as organic solute transporter subunit alpha-like. Gene Ontology annotation, cellular component: endoplasmic reticulum membrane; plasma membrane. NCBI's taxonomy places the organism in Eukaryota, Metazoa, Chordata, Testudines, Dermochelyidae. The transcript has 8 exons. The record is from RefSeq and is a predicted model, not a curated record. Gene Ontology annotation, molecular function: transporter activity. The coding region runs from base 392 to 1393 and encodes 333 amino acids. Gene Ontology annotation, biological process: bile acid and bile salt transport.
GUAACACACACAAUAAGCCCAGCGCGGCCGCGUUCAGUCUUCGCUCGCUUUCUUUUCCCUUCGAGUUACUGGGUGUGCACUGAUCAGCAGGACUUCACCCCCCAGUCACCAAUCCCCUGCAGUUCCCUUGGGGGAUCUUUGCCUGGCUCCUCAUUCUGCAGCAUUGUUUGAAUGGAGAGAGAAAGAGCUGGCUAUUAGGACUUUUUACCCAACCACAAGGUGGAUGGGAGGAAAUUUACAUUUGGCUAGUCUCAGCGCCUUACUGGAAAAGCGAAGAAAACGUAGAAUUGCUUUGUUACUCAGCCAUUCCCACUGGGGAGUGGGGACACUGACAAGGAAGCAACCACCCAGGGACAGCAAGACGAGACAAGUCUGAACAGAAGCUAAAGAAAUGGAGAAUGGGACCGAUCCUGUCUGCACUGCAAAUGAGCCUCCGUUCUCUCACAAAGUUAUCAGAAGCCUUGAUCUAACAGGUAUAUUUCUCUUUGCCAUCUUGACUCUAAUGACACUAAUAGCCAACCUGGUGUUUGCAGAGGAAGUGUUUUAUAUCUACAGGAAAACCCCAUCCUCUAAAAGGACGAUUUUUAUUUGGAUAAAUGCAGCGGCUCCGGUUAUAGCUACUACAUCAUGCAUCGGGAUGUGGAUUCCUCGUUCAACAAUGUUUACAGAUUUCACUGCAGCAGUUUUUUUUGCCAUUGUGACCCACAAGUUCAUGCUGAUGAUGAUUAAAGAGUGUGGAGGUCAAAAGUUAUUUCUCACUAGAUUUGCAAAUGAUCGUUUCAAGAUCAGCACAGGUCCCUGCUGUUGCUAUUGCCUUUGCCUCCCUCACAUACACAUCACUAGACGAACCCUGUUUCUGCUGAAGUUGGGGACCUUUCAACUUGCUUUCCUGCGACCUGUGCUAAUGUUUCUGUCAAUAGUGCUUUGGACCAAUGGAAACUACAGCCUUUCUGAUUUAACUCCUAAUGGAGCUGCAAUAUGGAUUAACUGCUUCGUCGGUGUCCUUACAAUCAGUGCUCUAUGGCCGAUUGGAAUCAUGUUUCAACAAGUUCGAGUUCUUCUUAACUGUAAGAAGAUCACCCAUAAGUUUGCACUUUAUGAGUUUGUCCUCAUUCUGAGCCAACUCCAGGCAGCCAUCAUCAAUAUCCUGGCUUUGCAAGGAAUUAUUCCCUGUGCACCACCUCUGGCUUCUUCAGCAAGAGGAGCAUAUAUGAACCAACAGCUCCUCAUAAUGGAAAUGUUUCUGAUAACACUGAUCUCAAGGGUGGUGUAUAGGAAAAGAUAUGAUCUGGAACUUCCAGAGUGCACUGACCAGGAAACUAGCGACAAUAAACAGAACACCAAGAUCAGCAUAAAUGGUAAAUUUAUUGAAGAUGGAACCCAAAAUGUGUAGAAAAUGGACGGAUGUGCUGGCUUGUGAAAGCUGGGACAAUACUUGUAGCCCAACUCAGCUUGGCCAUGGCAUGAUCCUGACUAAUGUAUAUGCUUUACUUGAGGAGACAUCCAUUGCAGCUUUUAUAUCCUUAUACUGCAAAUAGCAGAUUUCCAAGCUGGAACAGCUUCUGUUAUAAAUUCCUGUGACCUGGACAGAAAGGACCGAAAAGUGGGAGGAUAAACCUUCUUAUUUUCCAGAGAUACAUACACAGAGUGAGAGAUUUCUGUCUCCAUAUAAUUUCAUGCAGUUGUCAGACAGUUUGGGUCCCAUCAGCUUGUUUGAACCCUGCAGUGUAAAUGUGAAUUGAUAUAAUACAGUUUUGCACACAUUAUGAUGUUUAUACAAUGCGGCAACACUGGAGACUCGCUCUUUUUUGUUUUUUCCUCAUUUCAUGUAGCCACCUCUUGUUUGGAGCUCUCUCCCAGUUCCAGCACUUCAGGUGCCCACCAUCUCUUUGUUCAAAUCCCUCCUCAAUUCUCACUCUUCUCACCAAACCCACAACAGCUAACAUACCUCAGUAAAUAUAUCCUCUCAGAUCCCAACACAUCCUGCAUGCGAUAUCCAACUCAGUAGAAGAUAAGCUCUUUGGGUGAGGGCUGUCACUUUUUCCUGUCUUUUUUAUACCAGUGAUUCUCAAUCUUUCCAGAAUACUGUACCCCGUUCAGGAGGCUGAUUUGUCUUGCAUACCCCAAGUUUCACCUCACUUAAAAUUAUUUGCUUACAAUAUUGACAUAAAAAUACAGAAGUGUCACAGCACACUAUUACUGAAAAAUUGGUUACUUUCUCAUUUGUCUGUAUGAAAUUUAAAUUUGGACUGACCUCGCUUGUGCAUUUUAUGUAGCCAGUUGUAAAACUAGGCAAAUACCUGGAUGAUUUGAUGUACCCCCUGCAAGACCUCUGCGUACCCUCAGGGGUAUGCAUGUCCCAGGUUGAGAACCACUGUUUUAUACCAGUAAGCACACAGUAACCAUUCAUGACUAUUUAAUAAUAGCUACCAAUAGUCCUCCCCAUGGGAGGCAGUGUGAUCCAAUGGAUCGGGUAUGGGACUAGGAGGCAGGAGAGGUGGGUUAUGUUCUGUGCUCUGCCACUGACCCACUGUGCCUUAGUGUCCAUCUGUAAAAUGGGGAUAAUGAUACUUAACUAGCUUUAAGAUAGUUUAACUAUCUUUAAGCGCUUUGAGAUAAUGUAUACAAAUUUUUAUAUAAAGCUAAGUAUUUUUAUUAAAAGGAAUCAUUUUCAAAUAAUUGCUCCCCCCCCA